Knipowitschia caucasica is the source of this 3777-nucleotide messenger RNA. The record is from the annotation of a GenBank genome assembly. NCBI's taxonomy places the organism in Eukaryota, Metazoa, Chordata, Actinopteri, Gobiiformes, Gobiidae.
AUGACAGAGCUUCCCUCUGGGCUCCUGGAGGCCUGUGUGGUGGUGGGAGCCUCCAGCGAUAAACUGCGUGACAUUUAUCAGUUGCAGCUGCAGAGUAGAAGCAGUGAAUUCCCGUCUCUGGAAGCGGAGGUGCUGCAGGUCCACGCGCCGCCGUUCGUGUCCAAGGAAACCAACUCCAGUCAGCCCGCCUUCAGCCGCGUGCAGAGGCGCAAGAGCUUCAUCAAGAAGAAAAGGCGUGAGCGAGCAGAGACCGCGUCCAAUGGAGAAUCUGCGACUCGCGGUGACACGUCGUCUGUGACCGAGGACAUCAGCGUCCCCAAAGACCUGGACCUCAUCGCGUUGCCCCAGCUCUGUUUUCCAGGUGGUCUUCAAUUGGCCAAUGAGCAAAAAGACGACACGUACCACUUCCUAGUUUUUACCGACUUGUUUGGAAACCGAACCCAUGGAGUAGUGGUCCAGUACUACAGGGCUGUACAAGCUUGUCAGGAAAAUGGCCACAGAUGGAAUUCCUCCAAGUGUCGUCUUUUCACCCCAUUUACGAUUUGCAUAAUCUCGAAAUUCCCGUACUACAACGCCCUCAAAGACUGUUUAUCAUGUCUAUUGGUCCAGUUGCGCCCGGCCCGACAGUCCGAUUUUGAAGAGAAAAUCAAAGAGUUUUCGGCUAAAUUAUCGCUUGUCCCUUUGCCGCCACCAGGACAACUCCAUGUGUCGUUCAACCUUCAGCCUCUGCAAGUGGUUCUUCCGUCCCGAGGGGAUCAGGACAGUCCCGUCAUAGACAUCGACCUGCACCUCCCUUUCCUGUGUUUCUCACAUGCAACACUGCUGCAGAUCCUCUCUUGCCUCCUCCAGGAACAGAGGGUGGUUCUCUUCUCCUCAGACUGGGCCAGAUUAACCCUGGUGUCUGAAAGUCUGCUUCUAUAUCUGCAGCCGCUGUCCUGGCAGCAGCCCUAUGUCCCGGUCCUGGCUCGAGGAAUGCUGGACUUCCUCAUGGCGCCCACUGCUUUCCUCAUGGGUUGUCACAUCAGUCAUUUUGGAGAAGUGGCUGCGGAGACGGAGGACCUCAUCUUGGUAAACGUGGACGAGGGCCUCAUUCAUUCGUCUUGGUCCGACAGCAUCAAACUGCCAGCCAUCCCUUUGCAUGCAGCCGAGAGCUUUACUUCAAGAGCGGAGAGCCUUCAGGUCCAUUAUGACUUAGAGCUGUGCCAUCUGGGAUCCGGGACCGACGUGAACUCGCUCCGGACCCAGCGCCGGGACUGGCUGCGGCGGCUCAACACUCAAAUACAAAACAUCGCACUGGAGCUGGUCGUCAACAUUUUCAAAGGUGUCCAGGACUUCCUCAAUCAUGAACACCGCGUUUUCAACAGUGAAGAGUUCCUCAGGACUCGAGAACCGACCGACCAACUGUUUUAUAAGAAGGUCUUAGAAACACACAUCUUCCACUCGUUCUUGCGGGACAGGCUGAACAGGAAGAGAGACGCCUACAGCCGCAUGGAGCAGAGCGUCCGCAACCACGCCCACAGAACUCGUGCCAUGACGGAGACCCCCUCACGACGGCCCCCGAUGUCUGAGCUGUCCCGCAGCGGCUACAGCAGCUACACCAGCCCCGACCACCGGCUCAGCAAGAAACUGGGCGCCAGUAUGCCCAACCUGCUGCACACGGACGCACUCACGGUCCUCAUCCCCAGCCGCCACGCCUCACUGCGCAAAAUGACUCCAGAUAUAGGGUUAAACUUUCAAAACAAGCCAAUCAGAAUAUUCCGGCUUCCUGAUUUCCCUCCUCCGUUGGCGUAUCACUAUGUCCAAAAGUACUAUUCACAAAUGCUGGAUUCCCUAAAGAGCGCCAUUGACACUACUCCACCUGAAGAGGCCGCUCUGCUCGCCAGGUACCACUACCUCCGGGGUCUGGUGAACACCGUGUCCAACCGAGCCCUGGAAGCUCUCGAGGAUUUCCAGAGUCUGUAUAAAACCGACGCAGACAUCUUUCCCACACAGAUGGUCAAGUCUCUGGUCGACUCUCUGCCUGAGACUGAACGCUUGAUGAUGGAAAAACGUCCAGAAAUCAAGCGCCUCAUAAGCCGACUGAAGCGGGACCAGGAGCGGGAGCGCGCACAGAACGGUAAAAGUUACGAGGACGGGACGGUGAAGCGCUUCAAACUGCCCAAGACCUACAUGCACCUGGAGGAGUUUGUGAAGGGAGUGCAGCAGUCGGGCAUCGUCAAGGACCAGGGCACCAUCCAGCGGCUGUUCGACGCCCUGACUGUGGGUCACCAGAAGCAGGUCAGUCCUGAACUGUUCAGAGUGUUUUAUACCAUCUGGAAGGAGACCGAGGCCGAAGCUCAAGAUGUUUGCCUUCCUGCCUCAGUGCUGGAGCACAUGGAGCCGUCCGAGUGCGUAUUUAAGCUUUCCUCUUCGGUAAAGACGAGCCGCGGCGUGGGAAAAAUUGCCAUGACCCAGAGGCGCCUGUUCCUGCUGACAGACGGACGUCCUGGUUACGUGGAGGUGGCCCAGUACAGAGACAUCGAGGAGGUGAAGGUGUCCUCUGCCCCCAUCCUGCUGCUGAGAAUCCCCAGCUUGAAGCUCCGAGUCCGAGGGAGGAAGGACGCUUUUGAGGCCAAUCUAAAAACUGAAACAGAGCUGUGGAACCUGAUGGUGAAAGAAAUGUGGGCGGGACGCAUCAUGGCCGACCAGCAUAAGGACCCUCAGUACAUGCAGCAGGCUCUGACCAAUGCUCUGCUGAUGGACGCUGUGGUGGGCAGUCUGCAGAACAGUAAAGCAAUCUUCGCUGCCUCCAAACUGGCUCAUUUCGAUCGCAUCAGAAUGGAAGUGCCCAUGAUGGUCCCCACCACGACGGCAGAGACGCUGAAACACAAGAUCAACCCUUCACUGGAGCUCGCGGCGCCUCACGCUGUGGACGUCCUAAUGUACACACCAGGGCAGCUGUGGGUGUCGGUGAGCGGAGGGAAGGUGAUGGUUUUUGACGCCUCCACAUGGUCCCUCACUCACACCUGCCAAGUCGGGACCGCCAGACUGAACUGCAUGCUGGGAGUGGACCAGGACCAGGUGUGGAUGGGCUCUGAGGACUCUGUGAUCUACAUCAUCAGUCUGGUCUCCAUGGUCUGUAACCGCCAACUGACCGAGCACCGCGCCGAGGUCACCGGCCUCGCCCUGGACACCGACAAGUACAGCCAGAAGGUGGCGUACUCCUGCAGCGCAGAGGGAACGGUGAUGGUGUGGGACAUAGCAACACUACAAGCCAAAAAGCACUUUCGUCUGAGUUGUGACCGUCUUCAGUCUGUGAGCAGCUACAACGGGACUCUCUGGUGCUGCUCCAGGGAUAGCGUGAUGGAAGUCUGGAGAAGUGGAAACGUAAAACACCGACUGCAUUUACCCGAACAGCAGAAAGGCACUGUGACCACGUUCAGCUCAUUCCUGCUCUUACCCGAGAUUGAGGAGAUGUGGAGCAUUUGUGCCGAUUCUGGGGAGAUCUCGGUUUGGCACAUGAAGGACACGAGUCGACCGCUGCAGAGAGUUCUUCUUCCAGACUGCGCCGGCUGCUUCUGCAUCAUCAAAGUCAAAGACCAGGUUUGGAUCGGAGGUCUCGGCCGCAGCACGACUAAAGGAAAGAUCUACAUUCUAGCUGCAGAGCGCCACCAGGUGUUGAAAGAGCUGCACGGACACACGGACAAAGUGACCGGACUGUGCUCCGCCGAGGACCGAUACGUUCUGAGCGGAGCCGACAGACGGGACGGAAAAAUCGCUAUAUGGAAAGUGGAAUAA